This is a messenger RNA of Fragaria vesca subsp. vesca, 2091 nucleotides long. RefSeq lists its product as uncharacterized. The transcript has 2 exons. Gene Ontology annotation, molecular function: ATP binding; protein kinase activity. The coding region runs from base 1 to 2091 and encodes 696 amino acids. Gene Ontology annotation, cellular component: cytoplasm. Lineage: Eukaryota; Viridiplantae; Streptophyta; Magnoliopsida; Rosales; Rosaceae. Gene Ontology annotation, biological process: protein phosphorylation; signal transduction. The record is from RefSeq and is a predicted model, not a curated record.
AUGGAGCCAUUCCGAAGGCUUGGGGAGGCUUUAGGAAGUAUUAAGUCUUUGAUGGUGUUCCGAGACAAUAUCCAUAUCAAUUACCGGCAAUGCCUUUUGCUGCUCGACAUCUUUGGCUCAGCGUUUGACUUAAUAGCCGAGGAGAUGAAACACAACCUGAGAUUUGAUGAGAAGCACACUAAAUGGAAAGUUCUUGAGCAGCCAUUGAGAGACAUGCACAGGAUAUUUAAAGAAGGAGAGCUCUACAUUAAGCAUUGCUUGGACAAAAAGGAAUGGUGGGCGAAAGCCAUCUCACUCUAUCAGAACACCGAUUGUGUUGAGUUUCACAUCCACAACUUGCUUUCCUGCAUCCCAAUUGUCAUUGAAGCAAUAGAAAUUGCAGGGGAAGUGUCAGGGUCGGAUUUGAGUGAGAUGCAAAGGAGGAAAAGCGUGUAUGCGGAAAAGUACAAAGAAACAUAUAGAGAUUGGAAGCUUUUCCAAUGGAGAUUUGGGAAGCAGUACCUGAUCACUCAAGAUUUCUGCAAUAGAUUUGACACAGUAUGGAAGGAAGAUAGAUGGACUCUUCUGAAUCAAAUCAGAGAGAGAAAACUGAGCUCGGGUUCAACAAAGUACGAACGACGCCUCACAGAUCAACUUCUUAAAGCCCUAGAUGGGCCAGAGCCUUGGAAUGGGAAGCUCUUGCCUAGCUCAAUCCUGGUGGGAUCUACGGAGUACCAAGUGAGGCGAAGACUAGGCAGUGGAAGUCAGUACAAAGAGAUCCUAUGGUUGGGUGAAAGCUUUGCCUUGAGGCAGUUCAAUGGAGAAAUUGAACCCUUGCUGCCAGAGAUCUCUUCAUUGUUAUCACUUUCCCACCCUAACCUUGUUCACUGCCUUUGUGGGUUUACAGAUGAGGAAAAGAAAGAAUGUUUCCUCAUUAUGGAGCUGAUGAGUAGAGACCUUGGAAGCUAUAUCAAGGAGAUCUGUGGCCCGAAGAAGCGAAUUCCAUUUACUCUUCAUGUUGCUAUUGAUCUGAUGCUUCAAAUUGCAAGAGGAAUGGAAUAUCUCCACUCGAAGAAAAUCUACCACGGAGAAUUGAAUACUUGUAACAUACUGGUUAAAGCAAGAGGGAUAUCCACAGAAGGUUUCUUGCAAGCAAAGAUUUCAGAUUUUGGUCUAACUUCUGUUAGAAACUCCACCCAGAAAAACCCUUCAAAUCAGAAUGGAAGCCCACCUGUUAUAUGGUAUUCUCCUGAAGUUCUGGAAGCGCAAGAACAUAGUGAAAGUAGUGAGAAAAAGUACACAGAAAAGUCUGAUGUGUAUAGCUUUGGGAUGAUUUGCUUUCAGCUUCUAACUGGGAAAGUGCCUUUUGAGGAUAGUCAUCUUCAAGGGGACAAAAUGAGCCGAAACAUUAGAGCAGGGGAGAGGCCAUUGUUCCCCUUCUACUCUCUAAGAUAUGUCACCAACCUCACAAAGAGAUGUUGGCAUGCGGAACCAAAUCAAAGGCCAAGCUUCUCAUCCAUCUGUAGGAUUCUUCGCUAUGUUAAAAGGUUCCUUGCCAUGAAUCCUGACUAUGACAGCCAGCAAGACCCACCAGUGCCUAUAGUAGAUUACUGUGACAUCGAGUCAGGGGUUCUGAGGAAGUUCCCUUCUUGGGGGAGCUCUGAUCAACUAGCAUUAUCACAGAUCCCAUUUCAUAUGCUUGUUUAUAGGAUAGCGGAAAAAGACAGAAACUCAGGACUGAAAGAUACUUCAGAAUCAGGAAGCGACGCUUCGUUAUGUGGGGAUGGAAUUGUCACCCCACCAGACGAUCCAUUCCCAGCUACACCUGAAAGGAAGUGUUCACCUGAUACUAUGCACAAGAAACUUCCAUUGUUGAGGAGAUCUUCAGACGUGAAACUCAACAGACAACCAGGAACACCAAGAGGACGGUCUGCCAGACCUCCACAGGGAACGACCCCUCCUUAUCGUAGUUUUAGCAUGAGAACAAGUUCAGAAAGCCUGCUAACGAUGUCUCCAAAAAUGCGGAGGACAUCAAUGGCUUCAGAUAUGGGGUCGAGUCCAAGAAUACGGAGAACCAAAUCCGGUCAUGCCUCAGACUCUGAGCUCUCCUAG